AUGCACAUGGAUUUGAGCGCACUCUCUGUAGACGUCGUGAGCAAUCCAGAACGCAGCAGUUUAGCGGUCUUUUCUGACGCUAGCUCCAUCGCUAUGUCGGCACGCGCUUAUAUCUUCGGUGCUGAGCAGUCCACAUUGGUUAUGGCGAAAUGCAAACUACCCUCCAUAAGAGGUAACCCUACUUUACCCAAAAUGGAAAUGAACGCAUUGGCGAUAGCAUUACGCCGAGCACUUUCAGUAUUCCAAGCGCUCAAAAAACGCAUUCCCCAGUGUUUGAAAAGCGCCUAUAUCUUCUCCGAUUCGCAAGUGGCGUUAAGCUGGUUAGCCUUAAAUCCAGCCGCAUCAAAUCUAGGAGUGCUCGUUAAUAACCGCUUGAAAGUAAUACGACGCAUUGUAGAAGCCUUCAACAGGGGAGGAGUUGGAAAGUGCAUUUUAAAUUUGAGCCGACAAAUCAGAAUCCAGCUGAUGCUGGUACUCGAGGGCUCACAAAAACGCAAUUGGACCAUGCUUUUUGGUGGGAGGGACCCAACUUUUUACACGACCCUAUAG
Messenger RNA from Haemonchus placei, 549 nucleotides. NCBI's taxonomy places the organism in Eukaryota, Metazoa, Nematoda, Chromadorea, Rhabditida, Trichostrongylidae. The record is from the annotation of a GenBank genome assembly.